Messenger RNA from Trichomonas vaginalis G3, 564 nucleotides. RefSeq lists its product as uncharacterized. The transcript has a single exon. The record is from RefSeq and is a predicted model, not a curated record. Lineage: Eukaryota; Parabasalia; Trichomonadida; Trichomonadidae. Bases 1 to 564 code for a protein of 187 amino acids.
AUGGAAACAUUAGCUGGAGUGUUAAAUGCUCUCAUAAAUACUACAAUAAACAAGGAUAACGAAGAAAACUUAAUGAAUGUUAAACUUAUUGCAGGAGUUUUGAAGUUCAGUUAUGCAAAGGAGUUUAAGAUAACACGAAUGAGUCAUAGAGUUCAAUUGCUUCUGGGUGCAUACCAUAUGACAUUUCCUUUGAAAAGUGUUGACAAAACGAUUGAGAUGAAAUCUGUUCCAUACGUAUGUUAUGGCAAUUGUUUAUACAUUGAGUCUAAAAUAGCUAAUGUCACAGGCAUUUCAGGAGUUAAUAGUAAAGGUUCAGUAGAAUAUAAAUCCUUCUGUUAUGCAGUCAAUUCAAUGUUCAUUCCAAACGUUCCUGUCAUAGCAACUCAUUUAGGUAAAUGGAUUCGCAUUAGUCCUCAUAAUUUGAAAGACAUGCAAUUCAGACUUGUUGACUUUCAAGGAGAGCCUGUAGAACUGAAGGCACCAGUGCGAAUGACUGUUGAAGUUGACUUUUUAGAAAAUAUUAAAUGCAACAGCUUACAAGAGAACUCAGAGCUAAAAAUAUAA